Penicillium canariense is the source of this 1677-nucleotide messenger RNA. RefSeq names its product MFS transporter. The coding region runs from base 1 to 1677 and encodes 558 amino acids. The transcript has 11 exons. Gene Ontology annotation, cellular component: membrane. Gene Ontology annotation, biological process: transmembrane transport. NCBI's taxonomy places the organism in Eukaryota, Fungi, Ascomycota, Eurotiomycetes, Eurotiales, Aspergillaceae. The record is from RefSeq and is a predicted model, not a curated record. Gene Ontology annotation, molecular function: transmembrane transporter activity.
AUGGACUCACAGCGUUCUUCCCCGGAGAGGAGCGAUGAUGGGGACGGCCUCGAGCAGACGAAAUCUGAGGACGCAGCUUUUGCGCCGAUUGUAGCGCCGACGGAUUUCGACGAGCAUGGUAUGCCGGUGCAGAAGGAGCGAACGAAUCUGUCACGGACGCGCUCGCUGGAGCGCAGCUGGUCUUUGAAUGAUGGUGUUAGCCCGGCGAGGGAUGAGUAUGAGGCGGAGGAGGUGGUUGAGGCGGGGCAGCCGGACGAGGACGAUGAGUACACCGUGGGCUGGGAUGAGAAUGAUGCUAUGAACCCGCGCACGAUGAGCAAGGCGAGGAGGUGGUUGAUUACGUUGAUUGUUUCGAUGGGAUCGUUUUGUGUGACUUGUACCUCGUCCAUGUAUACCACGACGUAUGGCCAGUUGAUGAGCGAGUUCGGCUGCUCGCAGGAGGUAGCGACGCUGGGAUUGUCUUUCUUCAUCUGGGGUCUAGGAAUCGGACCACUCUUCCUCAGUCCGCUUUCAGAGUUCUACGGUCGGCGAAACAUCUACAUUGUAUCUUUCUCGCUGUUCCUGAUUUGGCUCAUUCCUUGCGCCGUGGCGAAGAACACCGAGACUAUGCUCGUGAGCCGAUUCUUCAAUGGCCUAGCUGGAAGUGCAUUCUUGAGCGUUGCCGGUGGCACCGUCGGCGAUAUGUUUAAUCGACACGAGCUCGCCUUACCCAUGAUGCUUUAUACAGCGAGUCCGUUUAUUGGCCCCGAAAUCGGUCCUCUUGUCGGUGGCUUCAUCAACUAUUACACUAGCUGGCGCUGGACCUUCUAUGUUCUCCUGAUCUGGACCGGUGUCCAGUUGGGCUUCAUAAUCUUCUUUGUUCCAGAAACCUAUCACCCUGUGCUUCUGCGGCGCAAGGCGCAGAGACUCCGUAGGGAGACCGGAGACGACCGAUGGAGAGCGCCGAUCGAGAAAAUGCAGCGAUCGGUAGCGCAAACGGUCCUGAGAUCGAUGCACCGCCCCCUGGUGCUCCUAACCAUGGAGCCGAUGUGCUUGAAUCUCUGUGUGUUUUCCGCGAUCCUGUUGGGUAUCCUGUACCUUUUCUUCGGCGCCUUCCAAUUGGUCUUCAACGAGGUGUAUGGCUUCAACCAGUGGCAGCGGGGUCUCUGCUUCAUGGGUCUUUUCGUCGGCAUGGUGCUUGCGAUUAUGUCAGAUCCCAUCUGGCGUCGCAAUUAUAUGCGCCUGGAACGCAAUUUCCUGAAGGCGACGAACAGUACCAAUGAGUUCCAGCCUGAAUGGCGGCUACCUCCUGCAAUAUUGGGCGGUCCUCUGGUCACUAUCGGCCUCUUCAUCUUCGCCUGGACCACCUACCCCGAUGUGCACUGGAUCGCGCCCGUUAUUGGCAGCGCCCUAUUUGGCGCAGGGACCGUCCUGGUCUUCUCAGGCGUCUUUACGUUCCUGGUUGACGCCUAUCCCGACUUUGCGGCGAGCGCGCUGGCAGCGAACAGCUUCAUGCGGUCAAGCUUUGGAGGGAUAUUUCCCCUGUUUGGGAUUCAGAUGUAUAACAACCUUGGAUUCCACUGGGCGACGUCGCUGCUCGCCUUUCUCACCCUUGUCAUGACUCCCUUCCCGUAUAUUUUCUUCCGAUAUGGCGCUCAAAUUCGCAAGAAGAGUCGCUUCGCAAGGUCGCAGAUGUGA